Messenger RNA from Lodderomyces oxycetoniae, 672 nucleotides. RefSeq lists its product as uncharacterized. Gene Ontology annotation, cellular component: extracellular exosome; endoplasmic reticulum-Golgi intermediate compartment. Gene Ontology annotation, molecular function: calcium ion binding. The record is from RefSeq and is a predicted model, not a curated record. Lineage: Eukaryota; Fungi; Ascomycota; Pichiomycetes; Serinales; Debaryomycetaceae. Bases 1 to 672 code for a protein of 223 amino acids. The transcript has a single exon.
AUGAAGGUACUUUCGUCAUUGGUGUUGGGUUUAUUCUGGGCAAUUGGUCUGCUAGCCCAUGGGGGUCAUUCUCAAACUGUUUUGAGAGAGAAGCCAGCUAAUUUGAGGUGGCAAGAUUGGCAUAUGUUGGAAGAACAUGGUCUUUCUGAGUAUGAUGGAAAGACUUUCUUCAUAUUACAUGAUCUUAAAGGUAGAGGCUAUUGGGAUAAGAACGAUGUUUUGAACAUCUUUGGAUUGGUUCAUGAGCAAAUCAUUGGUGACGGGUCCGGAAUGGGUGCAAACAGACGCAUUGUAACGCCAGAAGAUCAAAUAAUGGUUAUUGAUUCGAUUUUUAAAUUAUUCGACAAGAAUCUUGAUGGCAGUAUUAGUUUGGAUGAGUGGUUGGAAUUCCAUAACAAGGGUGGUGAACUACCUGAUUUUGGAUUUGGAUCAGGCCAUCAUUUGGAUUUUGAAAGUGAGUAUGAAGAACACCAUUGGAACAAAUAUCAUGCUAAAGAUGAUCCAGAAACUAAAAUCAAGCAUAAGGAAGAUAUAGAGCAUGAGUUAUUACAUCAUAAGUAUGAGAUAGAAGAAACUCAUGAUAAACCAAAGCAAUUGAAGGAUUUAACAAAGAAUUUUUUGAGCAAGGUACGAAUAGAGAAUCUUACUCCGAAAUAUAGGAGAUCAUCUUAA